Molecule: messenger RNA, 2287 nt
Organism: Nestor notabilis (Kea)
Lineage: Eukaryota; Metazoa; Chordata; Aves; Psittaciformes; Psittacidae
Gene: MATN2
Product: matrilin 2
Exons: 13
Molecular function (GO): calcium ion binding
Source: RefSeq, a predicted model, not a curated record
AUGGCAAAAGAUCUCCCUGGACGACAAUUCACCCGAAGAAGGGAUGUUAACUCACAGUCUCUAGUAGAAAACACUUGCAGCAAAAAACGCCUGGACCUGGUGUUCAUCAUUGACAGCUCUCGCAGCGUACAUCACUACGACUUUGAAAAAGUGAAGAAGUUCAUUUUAACCAUCUUGCAGUUUCUGGACAUCAGUCCUGAUGCCACCCGCGUAGGUCUGAUCCAGUACGGCAGCACAGUCAAACAGGAGUUUUCACUUAAGACAUUCAGGAGGAAGCAGGAUAUUGAAAGAGCAGUGAGGAGAAUGAUGCACCUGGCAACUGGCACCAUGACUGGACUGGCCAUUCAGUACGCAGUGAAUAUCGCAUUUUCAGAGUCAGAAGGAGCUCGACCUCUAAAGCAGAAUGUGCCCCGAAUUAUCAUGAUAGUGACGGAUGGGAGACCUCAGGAUCCAGUGGCAGAGAUUGCUGCUAAAGCACGCAACUCGGGAAUCCUGAUUUUUGCCAUUGGAGUGGGGAGAGUAGAUAUGAACACGCUCAAGUCUAUUGGCAGUGAACCACAUGAAGAACAUGUUUUUCUGGUUGCUAAUUUCAGUCAGAUUGAAACACUGACAUCUGCCUUCCAGACUAAACUUUGUGUGCCCCAUAUGUGCAGUAUAGUUGAACAUCAGUGUGAUCACUUCUGUAUAAACACCCCAGGCUCCUACCUAUGCAGAUGUAAACAAGGAUACAUUCUGAAUGCUGACCAGAAGACUUGCAGCACUCAGGACCUUUGUGCUGUGGAGAAACAUGCCUGUGAGCAGAUUUGUGUGAACACACCUGGGUCUUACGUCUGUCAGUGUUAUGAAGGGUAUGAGCUUGAUGCAGAUGGAAAGAAUUGUAUUGUUGUAGACUACUGUGCUUUGGAUAACCAAGGUUGCCAACAUGAAUGUGUUAACACUGAGGACUCCUAUUACUGUAGAUGCCAUCCAGGGUUCAUUUUAAAUCCAGACAGAAGAACUUGCAGAAGACCAGACUAUUGUGCUCUUCAGGACCAUGGCUGUGAACAGGAAUGUGUUAAUACAGAUGACUCCUAUUUUUGUCAGUGCCAAGAAGGGUUUAGACUUAAUCCAGAUCAGAAAACAUGCAAAAAAGUAAACUUCUGUGCUUUAAGUCAGUAUGGCUGUGAACAUGAAUGGGUUGAAAUGGAAGAGUCAUUUGUAUGCAGGUGUCAUCCUGGAUAUGCCCAAUGACAUGAUGGCAAUACAUGCAGAAAUGAGCGAGUGGACCACUGUGCGGAAAGCAAUCAUGGCUGUGAGCAACUGUGCCUGAAUACUGAUAGCUCCUAUGUCUGUCAGUGCUCUGAAGGAUUUGUCAUCAAUGAGGACCUAAAAACCUGCACACGAGUUGACCAUUGUGCUCUGAAUGAUCAUGGCUGUGAACAUUUGUGUGUAAAUGGUGACAGAUCUUACACUUGUCAGUGUUUUGAAGGAUACAGGCUUCGUAACGAUGGAAAAACAUGUAAACGACGGGACAUCUGCAGAUCAGUCAGCCAUGGCUGUGAGCAUAUUUGUGUUAAUGAAGAUGACUCGUAUGUUUGCAAGUGUCAUGAAGGUUUUCUGCUGAGAGAAGAUGGGAAAACAUGCAGAAAUAAGGACAUCUGCAAAUCAGUCAGUCAUGGCUGUGAACACCUUUGUGUUAAUAAUGACGAUUCAUACACUUGCCAGUGCCAUGAUGGAUUUGUACUGAGGCAAGAUGGGAAAACAUGCCGAAAUAAAGACCUGUGUAAAUCCAUUGACCAUGGCUGUGAACACGUGUGCGUUAAUAAUAACAAUUCAUACAGCUGUCAGUGCCAUGAGGGUUUUGUCCUGCGACAAGAUGGCAAAACAUGUCGAAGAUGCACUGAAGGCCCAGUGGACCUGGUGUUUGUGAUUGAUGGAUCAAAAAGUCUUGGAGAGGAUAAUUUUGAAAUUGUAAAACAGUUUGUCUCAGGAGUCCUAGAUACACUUGAGAUUUCACCCAAAGCUGCUCGAGUUGGUUUGCUUCAGUAUUCCAGUGAAGUUCGCACAGAAUUUACAUUAAGGCAGUUGAGCUCAGCCAAAGACAUGAAGAAAGCUGUAUCACAAAUGAAGUACAUGGGGCGAGGUUCCAUGACAGGACUGGCUCUGAAGCACAUGUUUGAGAGAAGCUUCACAGAAACAGAAGGAGCAAGACCAUUUUCAGCACAUGUCCCUCGAAUCUCCAUUGUGUUUACGGAUGGACGAGCCCAAGAUGAAGUCUCCGAGUGGGCUGCUAGAGCAAAACAAAAUG